Paracoccidioides brasiliensis Pb18 is the source of this 1776-nucleotide messenger RNA. RefSeq lists its product as uncharacterized. The coding region runs from base 1 to 1776 and encodes 591 amino acids. The record is from RefSeq and is a predicted model, not a curated record. The transcript has 6 exons.
AUGGUUCGCCCACGAUCCGUUGCUUUCAGUUGCGAAUCUCUGUCUAUCAUUUGGUCUGCAAGGAAAAGAAUACCAAAUCGCUGUGUCCCUUGGAUUAAAUCGCCGCUCGAUAAGACGGACGGAGCGCAUCCACAACUUCAUCAGCAUACUGACUCAACUCCUAUCGAGUUAUUCUUCGAUCUGUUCUUCGUCGCAAAUCUUUCUACAUUCACUGCUACUCAUGAAAUCAAUAAUCUAGAAGCAUUGUGGUCUUAUGUUAGCUUCCUCAGCAUCAUAUGGUUCACAUGGCUUCAGGUGUCCUUAUUUGACAUUCGUUUUGCGCAGGAUUCUAUAUUUGAGAGGAUUUGCAAAGCGCUACAGCUUGCGACGAUGGUUGGGUUUGCUUCUACCGGCUCUGGCUUCGCAACGCAAGUCCGCGAUGAGAACGUCUGGGCAUUCCGUUCGUUGAGCUUGCUUCUGGCCUGCAGUCGCCUGUUAUUAAGCCUCGAGUAUUCAAUAGCCGCAAUGUUCCUCCACCGUACAAUGGGAUUGGCUUCGAAGGGGUUGCUGCUGAUAGUGUUGGUUUUUAUGGCAACGGGGUUUACCUACACUGGGCUGUAUUUUGUGUUUAACAACAUUACGGGCACGAGAGGAGAAUAUGUGUGGACUUCGUGGUUUCUCAUAUUUGCUAUUGAAACUCUGGUUGUUAUGUCUGUAUCGAGUCGAACUCCGGGAAUUGGGUUUGAAGAUACCCAUCUCAAUGUUCGCAUGGGACUUCUCACGCUUAUAAUUAUUGGAGAAGGCGUUAUCUCCAUAAUUAGAAUCGUCAACAGAACUGUUGGCUCUGGUGGCUGGACGAAAUGGUCCUUUGUUCAUAUACUUGGCGUGACGACGGCAGUGUACCUUUUAUGGCAAUCAUACUUCGAUAUAUCUCCUCGAAUGAAAUAUGGUCCAACUCAACAACAGAUCUGGACUCAACUGCACUUCCCGUUCCAUGUCGUGCUUGUUCUCCUCUCAGAGGGCUCCCAGAUUCUUGCCUUGACUUUAGAUAUAUCUCUCAAACUCAAGUAUCUGAGUAACACCAUUUUCUUUGCAUGCGAACCGCCACGGCCAGACCCAAAUUUCGCCAUCGACCUGCUCAACAGCACAAUCACUGACAUGGACAUUGACUAUUCCCAAGGUGCCAAAGACGAACAACGCUGUAUCCAAUCCAUCCUCCAAGCGCUCCGAGAUAACCCUCCCCUGUGCUCGUCGGAUGAUGGCCCGGGUGCUCUCACCCUCCAACGUUCUCAUGACCUGAUGGGAAACGUGACGGCGAGCCUCUUCUCAAGCAUGGGAAUAACGCCAGCAACCCAUAUGGUGGACAGCGACAAGCUGCUGAUGUUGUAUUUAGAAAUGCUGGGAUUUGUGUACAUGUAUUAUUUUAUUGUCGCGUCCGCUGCCAUGUUCAUAUUCGCCGCUUUCGUUUUCCUUACGCAGCGUCAUACAGGGAAGAUAUACUCUUGGGUGGCUAUUACCACGCGUGUUUUGCUGGGAAUUCUCCUGCUGGGUAUGGUUGCAAUUGUGACGAAUUUCCGUCUGGUCUACAGCUUUAUGACAAACCCUAUGAUUAUUUUUACAUUUACGCUGGUGUUGCUCGUAGCUCUGUUGGCUGAUCGAGCGCUCGAUUCGAUUGCCCUGCGAUCGCCAACAAAGACAAACAAUGAUGGAGAAGGAACAGAAAUCGGCCCAGUCACAAUGUCCCAACUUAGUCCUAUACCCACGGCUAUUUCUAAUGACAGUACUAUUCAAUGUUAA